Molecule: messenger RNA, 3065 nt
Organism: Artibeus jamaicensis (Jamaican fruit-eating bat)
Lineage: Eukaryota; Metazoa; Chordata; Mammalia; Chiroptera; Phyllostomidae
Exons: 3
Coding region: 92-973 (293 amino acids)
Source: RefSeq, a predicted model, not a curated record
AAGAGCAGAAGUAGGCCUCCGAGUGCCGAGCCGCAGGGAGCAGGCGUCGAGCCACUGUGCCUAGUAUUCUGUGCACGGCGGCCUCUCUGGGAUGAGGCAAGGUCAGAAGAGGGGCUCGGGCUUUCUGGAAGAGCCUGGCUCAGACCAGCUCCAGCUGCAGACGUCCACGUUCGGGAGAAGUGACGUCAGGGGUGCGCUGGUGCGGCUGCGGCGUCUGCUCGGGUCCCAGCGGUGCUUCCCCUGGAUCUGCCAGUCCCUGGGCGUCUCUGGUUCUAGUGGCACAGAGUCUGCCCUCGGUCCAAGAUCGAUUGUUCGCCACCGGACUUUUAAAUGCAACCACGGUUCUCAGGUGUCCUCCUCUCACCAACCCACAGGACCUGGAGCCGGAACUUGGUCUGCGACAUCGACUCUGGGUGGCCCUGCAGCCUCGGCAGAAGGGCUGAGGAAGCAGAACUGGUUCACGCAGAAGUGCAGUGCGAACACUUCAACCAGGAAGACGGACACACAGAGGACCCGCUUAGCAACACUGGACCCACUCGAAUCAUCCAGGAGGAUCUUCCCAUCCUUAAUCACACCUGCAAAGCCCCUUAAGCCAUGCAAGGCAACCUCUUCAUGGGUCUCGGGGACCAGGGUUAGGCAUCGCUGGAUGGUUGCUCAGCCUGUGGAACGGGAAACCCAGGCGCCACGGGCAGGUGCUAGACAAGAGCGUCCCAGCAGGAGGGAGAGCAGGUGCACAGGUACCGGGUGGAACACACACAGCGCUGUUAGAGACAGAAACACAGACACGGGGCCACGUCUCUGCGUUCCGGUCUCCUCCGUCGUCCCAGUGUGGAAAGCAGGCGUGCCCUGUGUGGGCCACGCACACGGAGAAGUCAAUCGGAGCAGAACGGCGUCCGGGUCGGAAGACGCCACGGUGGACCAUCUGUGUGUGGACGACACACUUACCUGCAGCCUGUCCCUGGCGCUGAGCUGAAUUCCUCAAAUUCCUCUCAAAUGCUGUUUUUAAAAACCCACAAAUCAAGCUUUAGCUUGAAUACCUUUGAAAGCUUUCAUUGAAAAUGCCUGUCUUUUGGUUGGACAAUGGAACCUUUCAAUGUUGCUUUUUAAACUAUGCCACCAUUUAUUGUUCACCCCCAGAGAUCAAAUGCACAGCCAGAGGCAGGUGGACCAUGAAGCGGGACACAGCACUUCAGAGAAGGUUUAGUGUCUAGAAAACUGAAGUUUCUUUCCCUGCACUAACAUGCAGUUUUUCAAAAAGUAAAAGCAUGUGGUUUAAACAGAAAGGAAAAACAAACCAAACUGCACCCCACUCAUCUCACAGAACACACACGUUCCAUAAUCCCUGCUGGCAGGACGCUGGCUUCAGCAGAAGGUCAGGACUUCACUUCUCCAAAACCGGGAGAAGCCGUCACACAGUGAGGACGGCACAGCCUUUCCCUCCGUGUCCGUGAGUUUCUCCAGUUCUAGGGGUCUGCUCGGAUGCCCAUCCUGGUGGCGGCAGCUCCUCCAUCACGACGGCCCUUGUUACCACGUCACAAAGACAGAACCAGUCACGUGGGGACGCCCGGAAGUCUCCGCCGCAGCUCCCACGUGGUGUUUUCUCCGGGUGGCUCGGUGGAGGACGCCGAGGACCAAAAGGGCCUCGCAGGUCACGAGGGCAUUCAGACACAAUCAGCUAAUUGACGGUGGGUCAGCAAGGGACAGGCCACCGGGGCCCCUCCCAGGGGACAUGCCCUGUGCUCCUGGCCUGCUGCGCUUUGUAAAGUGGCAACUCCCUGUAUUCGUUUUCUUUUUAUGUCCUUCGCUGCUUUGUUUGAAUAUUCCUCAUACCUUGAGCAUAACAUCUUUUUAACCGUAACAUGUAAAACACCAUCAUUUCCAGUUUCUUCUCCCCAGAGGACCUACCCCUUGGGGUCUUUUCAGAACUGUCUUCCUGUUUACAGUGAAGUGUGAAGUCACAUCACAUUGUGAUUUAGCGGGCAGUUUGCAGCGCUCACUCCGCCCCGUUGCCCGAGCGACCCCCAGGGCAGCAGGUCAGCCUGCUGAACGUGCCGUCGCAGACUGGCCGCCCCCGGCUUCUUCGCGGUUCAGCGCCUGUGUCUGAAGAGGAAAUGUUCGCUGAAGUGCGUCCAGACCGUGGUUUUGGGGAGAAAAGGACCCUUUGUGUGCGUAGCUGACUUCAUCCCGCCGCGGGGCUUGGUUUUGGCCGUCAGCAUGUUAUUUUCCUUAUCACAUCAUCCGACAUAAUUAAAGGGCUUUGAAAUGUCGCUUUUGUUCCUCUCGAGGCCCACGAACAGAACUCUCACAAGGCUUUCAAAUUUGUCCUCUCACCAACUUCCGUUCUGACGGCCAAGGGCAAGCGAUUUCCCUCAGAGACUAGGUGAUAAAACGAGAUCCAGCUUGGAUCCAUCACCGUGAAUCAUGAAACCAGGGGGCCAUCCGCUGUGUGGUUACGAGAGCCUCAGGAAAAACUCACUGUGGAUACUUUUCUAAGUCUUACAAGGUGCUGCGUUACUUCAUGCGUAGGGGUCUAUGAAAACAGUGAAUUCUCCGGGUGUGUUUGAUGAUCCCUUCUUCGAAGAAGGGAUUAAAUUUAAGAUUUCAUCAAAAUCACACAAAACAUGGUUUUGAAAAGCAGUGGAUCUAGAAGUUAAUGUCCAAGAAGAUGGUGAGUUUUCCCCUCGUAAGCAAAGCAGCCUGCAGCCCGGCCUUUCUGCUCCGAGGGGCCCUUCCUUCCCCGCGGAAGACAUGCCCCCAAGCACACACAGGCCCGAACUUCUCCGCCCGGCUGCGGGGCCCUGGAGUGUUCAACCAUGAAGUUAAUCAGUCUCUGCCUCAGGACACAUCGGGCCCUCCCUCCUAAACCAGAAGUCGCCACCGGGAGCAGCCCCUCUCCUCGCUACAGCUACUACCUAAUCAGGGGGUUUCUGACAGGCGUGUGGGCCACCGGUCGGGCAGCCCCGUGUUCGUCUUGCAACCGUGGCGCUGAGAGAUGAGCCACGCACCACCAACGCCCUGCACUUGGCUUUGAGUUUGGCCUCCUUGUCCGUGAUGUGGGAAUCCGA